AUGGACGUUGACGACAGCACGUCUCAGUCUCAGCCUGGAUUGUAUUCCCAACUGUCUCCGUCACAUCUCAAGGCCGAGGAGAUCCGCUACCUCCAAGCAAUCCGGGUGUUCGACGUGCCCAAGGAUCCCAUCAUCAAAGCUCUGUUGACCGCGUACAUCAAGCAUGUGCACUAUUUCUUCCCCGUGCUUGAUCUCCGCGCCUUUCUGGAGUCGGUUCUGCUCCACCGCGGCAAGGAUCAAGACUCCGACCCCGACCCCGACCCCCGCCGCCGGGUCAGCCUUGUGCUGUUGCAUGCCGUCCUCGCCGCUGGCCUGGUCUACGUCGAGCAGGACGUGGUGAAGCAGGCCGGAUGGAGCACCAGGGAAGGGUUCCGCACCGACCUGCUUCGGAGGGUGAAGGCUUUAUACCACAUGGACUACGAGCACGACCAAUUGGUCCUCUGUCAGAUAUCGCUCCUGGUCAGUCUCGCCGAGGAAGACCCUGACCGGCCGGACGAGAGCCGGAGAUGGCUUGACCUGGCCUGGCUGCAUCUACAGUCGUCAUCGUCCUCCUCCACCACCAGCACCACCACCACCGUCUCAGACUCCCUCUCCCUGGGAUGGUCAGGGCAGCCCAAACCGAAACUGGUCCCCCAGGCGGCCAUUUGGCGUCGACUCUGGUGGGCCUGCUAUGUUCAAGACCGUCGUCUGGCCGUGGCGGCCCGGCGGCCAGCUCUGCACCCGUCCGGCAGUGACCCGGCCGAGAUUCCCCAGCUGUCGCGCCGAGACUUCGAGGUGCGAUGCCACUCGACCAUGAUCACCGAGGCGUUUCCCUCGCUCCCCAUGCUCCGCAGCGCCGAGGUGCAGGAAGAGCUGAUCCGGCUGUGCAUCGCGCACAACGAGCUCUAUACGCAUCUCGACUGCAUCACGAGGUGCGAGGGCGUCACCUUUGCCCAUGGGCCGUGGGCCUGGGGGCCUCGACAGCGUCAGGACUCGAAAGGAGCCUUGCGCCAGAACCAACACCAAAAACCCCUCCUCACCUACGACUAUUGCUACCACCGGCUGUUUGGCUGGGUCAAGACACAUGCCCACUAUGUCCUGCGCAAACACAGCUUCGGCCAGACCGACAAAACCGUCCUGGCGCGAUAUAUCGAGCUUCAGAUCAUGUCGACCUCGGCCCUCAAUCUGCUGAUUUCUUCGCGGCUUUCGCCUUCGCUUUCGCCUUCACCUUCUUCACCUUCAGCCUCAGCCUCACCUUCGAAUUCAACCACAGAGCCCCAGUCUGCCGUUGGCGGGAUCCGAACCGGGAUCGGAACCUCCGACAUUGCAGCUCCAAACAUAAACAGGCCGGCGGCCGUCUUCAAGCUCUUGCAGUCCGCCACGGACGUCAGCAACGCCUUCAUCACGCUGGAAACCCACGGCCUGCUGCAUUGCAUGUCGCCCGGCGUGCUGCAGCUGUUGAUGCCGGCGGCGGCGAUUUAUUUCCAGCAGUGCUCGUCGCCCACGGGCACUGGCCGGCCCGCCAGUCUCUGGAGGCUCAGCCAAUGUCUGGGAGUAUUUGGUCGGAUGAGGACCACUUAUCCCUCGGCCGAGACGGCCUCUGCCUUUCUGGAGAAAUCUAUCGCUCAGUGGAUGGCCUCGGGGGGCUCGCUCUCCCACCUGGUCGGCUUGGAUAGCCAAGGUCUGCCCGAGUCGAACGGUGAUGGUGCGAUAUCUCAGUCAACUAGAUUCGGAUUCGAAUUCGGACGAGGAGCCAGUCCAAGCACCAGCAGCGAGAGUCGACUUCAAUCAAGCACCAAUGAGAAUCAAAUCCAGUCAAGCACCAUCAACGAGAAUCAGAUCAAGUCAACCACAACCACAACCACAACCUCAGCUACACUCAGCCAAGGGCCAGGGCCAGGCUCAAUCGCCGGGACCGGGAGUGAGAUCAGUUUCUUUGACCCAGACAUGAUCCGCCCUCCUUCUCUCGUGUCAUCCGACGGUCUGGAGGAAUCGACCCCGAACGAAACCAUCUCGACGUCAUACGCCACCCCGAGCGAUCUUGAAGCUGAAGGCCAAGACCAAGAGCAAGACCGAGAGCAAAACCAAGACCAAGACCAAGACCAACAUCCCCCUAGGUGGCCCCGAGACAAAACCACCAGCUUGCCACAACACGGUCUCAGCCUAUCUCCAGCUGCCUCUGCCGCUGCCGCCGAUUCUGGCUUUGAUGACGACUACAACUACGAGCCCCUUGUGGCCUGGCACGCCAGCGAGUUCUCUCGCGGCUACAUUGUCAUGAGCGACACCGGGCUCGGGUCCAAAGAUGACAUUGAUCUCAAUCUUGAUCUUGAUCUGGACGCCGCCCUCGAGAGUGACGUCAAGUGCAUUGCACCGAGUCAAUUGACUCUUUAG
Capronia epimyces CBS 606.96 is the source of this 2370-nucleotide messenger RNA. RefSeq lists its product as uncharacterized. Gene Ontology annotation, molecular function: zinc ion binding; DNA binding. Gene Ontology annotation, biological process: DNA-templated transcription. The record is from RefSeq and is a predicted model, not a curated record. NCBI's taxonomy places the organism in Eukaryota, Fungi, Ascomycota, Eurotiomycetes, Chaetothyriales, Herpotrichiellaceae. Bases 1 to 2370 code for a protein of 789 amino acids. The transcript is spliced from 2 exons.